This is a messenger RNA of Tyto alba (common barn owl), 7627 nucleotides long. RefSeq names its product transcription factor CP2 like 1 (gene TFCP2L1). Gene Ontology annotation, biological process: regulation of transcription by RNA polymerase II. The transcript has 15 exons. Gene Ontology annotation, cellular component: nucleus. NCBI's taxonomy places the organism in Eukaryota, Metazoa, Chordata, Aves, Strigiformes, Tytonidae. The record is from RefSeq and is a predicted model, not a curated record. Gene Ontology annotation, molecular function: DNA-binding transcription activator activity, RNA polymerase II-specific; RNA polymerase II cis-regulatory region sequence-specific DNA binding. Bases 124 to 1551 code for a protein of 475 amino acids.
GGCAGCCGUGCCCGCCGCGCCUCGGGGUGGGCAGCCCGGCUGGCCCCCUCCUGCCGCCCGGCCUCCCCGGGGACCCUCCCUCCCUCUUUCCCUCCCUCCCUCCCUCCCUCGCCGCCCCCCAAGAUGCUGUUUUGGCACACGCAGCCGGAGCACUACAACCAGCACUCGACCGGCAGCUACCUGCGAGAUGUCCUUGCACUGCCGAUCUUCAAGCAGGAAGAGCCGCAGCUGUCUCCUGAGAACGAUGCCAAACUGCCACCCUUUCAGUACGUCCUCUGCACAGCCACGUCGCCUGCUGUGAAACUGCAUGAAGAAACCCUGACCUACCUCAACCAAGGUCAGUCUUAUGAAAUCCGUCUACUUGAGAAUAGGAAAUUGGGAGAGUUUCAAGAUUUAAACACAAAAUAUGUAAAGAGCAUCAUUCGUGUAGUUUUCCAUGAUCGACGCCUGCAGUACACAGAGCAUCAACAGCUUGAGGGCUGGAGGUGGAGUCGGCCUGGGGACCGCAUCCUUGAUAUAGAUAUUCCACUGUCAGUUGGUAUCUUGGAUCCCAGAGCCAGCCCAACCCAGUUGAACACUGUUGAAUUUCUGUGGGAUCCAUCAAAGAGAGCCUCAGCAUUCAUUCAGGUACAUUGCAUCAGCACAGAAUUUACUCCACGAAAACAUGGAGGAGAGAAAGGGGUACCCUUCCGUGUACAAAUCGACACCUUUAAGCAGAAUGAAAAUGGUGAAUAUACAGAACACUUGCAUUCUGCAAGCUGCCAGAUCAAAGUGUUCAAGCCUAAAGGAGCAGACAGAAAACAGAAGACUGACAGGGAAAAAAUGGAGAAGAAGACCACCCAAGAGAAGGAGAAGUAUCAGCCUUCCUAUGAGACAACAAUUCUCACAGAGUGCUCUCCCUGGCCAGAUGUGCCUUAUCAAAUGAACAAUGCUCCAUCUCCAAGCUACAACAGUUCUCCCAACAGCUUCAACCUUGGAGAUGGCAACAGUUCUCCAACCCACCAAGUGGAGCUCCUGCCUCCCAGCAAUGAUCAUCUCCUUCCUUCUGCUUCUAUUCAAGAUGCCCAGCAGUGGCUUCAUCGUAAUAGGUUCUCUCCAUUCUGUAGACUCUUCUCAAGUUUUUCGGGUGCUGACUUACUGAAGAUGUCCAAAGAAGAUUUUGUUCAAAUCUGUGGGCCUGCUGAUGGAAUUCGGCUCUUUAAUGCAAUCAAAGGAAGAAAUGUAAGGCCAAAGAUGACAAUUUAUGUCUGUCAAGAACCAGAACAAAACAGGUCCCAUCUCCACCAAAAACGAGAAAAUGGAGAUGGCAGUCUUUGUGUAUAUCAUGCAAUCUUCUUGGAAGAAUUGACCACACUGGAAUUAAUUGAAAAGAUUGCAAACUUGUACAGCAUUUCUCCACAGCAGAUAAAUCGAAUCUAUCGGCAGGGACCCACAGGGAUCCAUGUAUUAGUGAGCAAUGAGAUGGUGCAGAACUUCCAAGAUGAAUCUUGUUUUGUUAUCAGCACAUUAAAAGCUGAAAGCAAUGAUGGCUACCACAUCAUUUUAAAAUGACUGUGCUGCAUAGAAAGACUUUAACAGCCUAAAAUUUAGUGCCUCACUGAGAUUGCUACAACCUAGACUGGAAACAUGAAGAACCUUCUGGAUAAAAUGCUCCUAUGAACUAAGAAUUACCAAGCAGCUUAAGAAAAAACUUGCUUUUACAGAUAUACAUUUUUGGUGUUGUGUGGUUUUGGUUUUGUUUGUUUUUUUUUUUUUUUUUGUUUGUUUGUUUGUGGGUUUUUGUUUUGUUUUGUUUUGGUUUUUUUUGAAGCUGGAGCUGAGAACAUCCUCAAAGCUUGUACUUGUUUCUUCCUCCCUCCCUUCCUCUUCAGUCUUAAAAAUUGUCGAGGUUUCUGCUUAUUACUUAGAAACAUCUGCCUUGUACUAAAGGGAAAUGAAAGAUAAACAAAAUCCAAUUCUCUAGAUGCCUCAUGGUUGGGUGAAUUGAUUUAUUUACUGUUCUGAGUGCUCUCUUGCUUUCAACACACACCCUGUUGUUGAUGGACAUAGGUUCCCUGGGGGUCCUCUUUUACUCUUUGAGGUGGAAGGCCUGGGGCUACAUCCAAAACCAGACUGGGCAAUGCAGAGGAUGGAUUUGGUGCUCAGUCCUCACCCAGAGUGUCAACCCUGGAAGCCUGCUCUUAACGGUUCUUCACAUGUAGACGUGCUCAAAGUCCAUAGACCUUGGUCCCUCCUGACAGAGCUUCUGUAAUACCCAUCCAACAGAACAAUUUUGCAGGGUUCAAGGGAGGACAGACAACCUGAGGCAAACAGUUCAGGACCAUACUGUAUCUUUAGCUUUAGAGUAGUCUCCUUGAAUGGAGUAUAUGAAGGGUUUCUGAAGAAAUGUUUUGAACGUUGAAAGUUAUAGAGCUCAUGACAAAUUCAUAUUUUGGAUUUUUUAUACUCUAUAUAGUGUUGAUUAACUUCUAUCUUUGCUGUAACUGGAAAUUAGGUUUUAUAAUCUUAAUGGGUUUUCCUUCUGUUACUCACUAAAGUAAGACUUUUGAUUGAGUCCAAGUAACAGAUCAUCUUAGUUGCCACUUAUAUUCUUGCUAUUUCACUCUUAACUUCUGUUUCCAAUAUCUGCAACUAUGGUCAACUCUACCCUCCCUUGGUCUUUUGGGAUGCCACCCAGGCUCCACUAAGCUGAAAAAGUGGCUUCCAGUGAUGUCAAAGGCAAACUGGAUCACACCCUUCUUGCAUGGAUAGAGUAAUUUCACUUUUGGCAGCUAAUUAAUAAGACUGUUUCCCAAACUGAAUGUCCAUAUAGCAUUGAAUUCUGGUACUUGAACAUUAAAUUUCUUCCCAAAUUGAGAUGGAAAGCUGAAAUACCAAAAUUUUUCCUGGAAUGGAAAUUUUUCAAAAAAUGAGAAAUUGUCAGCUGGAAAAUGCUGAAUAAAAUGUUCUAGCCCUUUGAAAUGGAAACAUUUAAUUAAAUCCAUUUGGCCCUUAAGGCAGCAUCAGUUUGAGCUACUGUUGCAGACCUCAGAAAUUACCAUUCAAGUGCCUUGUGUGCCGUUUCUCCCUUGGGGCUAAGCUCUUUGGCUGGCUUACAGAUCCCAUGAUACUCUUACCAUGGGUUAGUCAAAGGGGGAAUGCGUCAUGAAGGCUGGAGGGGUGCCCAGGAACCCAGCCUUCUGGGAAAGAGGGGGACAUGGAUCCCAUGAAUUACAGCUCCCAGCUGACACUGGAGGAAUUCAGGCAGACACGGACUGAUAGUUUUCUGACAAAAAUGAUGUGUUUCAAGCUUUCCCAACAGAAAUAAACAGCAAAAUAUUGAGAAAAGCAACCUUUUUUUCAUUAAAAGCAUCGAGUUUUGCGCAAAAAAAACCCACCCAUCCCACUGAUUUUUUUUUUUUUUUACACCAAAAAUAAUACUAGAAUAGAAAAAUUGUGUUACAAUGGGGAAAACCUUCAGCUAAUUGAGUAACAGUGCCUACUUAGGCAUGAUCUUGCUCAACUGGGUGUCCUGGAUGCUCCAUGAAUUGUAGUGUUUCUCCAAAAAGAAUGCCUAGGCUUUGGGACAUGAUGAUUCCUCCCCCUGAAGUGAAGGAGCUUGAGGCUUCUUGGUUGAGUUGUGUAGGUGAGGAGGCUGUCAGUGGUCUCCUGGCAGAGAGGGGAGGUCAGACAGAGGCCAAAGGGAGCUUUGGGGGAAGAAAUGCCUUUGUGGAGAAUGGGAAAUUCCAUCUUUUUGAGAGGAAGGAGACACCUUGUCAAGCUUCAUGCUGCUGUGGUGCCUGUGUCACCUGCCUGGCUUUGCAGCCUGCUCCGCACUGCCGUGCAGGUUGCGGCCAGUUACAGCUGCUUUGCAAAACAGGGAAUAAAUUCCAACUGUGUUUUGUGAGUAAGUGGGACCAAUGUGCUCCUGCGUACCAGGAGCUCUUUGGUUUAUUUUGUGGAAAGUGCUUUGGAAGAUGGAUGUUGGCUGUGCUUUUUCAUCCUGUUUUGUAAUACUGGCACAAUAUAUACCAUAGCUGUUGCUGGCAUGCAACUUGGAGAGAUGAAUAUGACCUGAUGAAAAUGACUUUAAAAAGACCAUGGAGUGGCCAGGAGUGUAGCCUGUACUGUAUCCACUUACAUGUGAUAGCUCUGUAAUUCAGGUGACACAGCAAUACUGAAACACAGCCAUGUGAAGAAAGGAUAGAGGUAGCUUUGCUUCCAGAGUUAGGGAUUGAGAACUGUUCGCUUACUGAAAAAAAUAUAACUUGUUCUUGAUUAUUUAAAAUACAAAUCUUGCCCAUAAGGAAUUAUAUGCAAAAGUCCUCAUAGUGUUUCAGUUACACUUGCUCAAUUAAUUUUGAACAAAAGUAAUUCUUCAUUAGGGCCUUGUUAAAUUUAGAUUUUUAAAAAUAAAAUAACUUUAUACAGAUAUGAGGAUGAAUUUGACAAUAUAUCUUGUUCUCCUUUCCAUGCUGUAAGAAGGUAUACCAGAGUAAAUAAUCUCAUAAAUUAUAAAUACUGUCCUACUGGGUGGGCUCCACUGAUUUAUCUGUGUUAGACUGUUUGUAAAGCUGUGUAACUUCAGUGUGUGUGUAAGGUCUACACUCACUUGACAGAGUAGUUCUAGUCCUUGUUGAAGCUCUGUAGUCCUAUCAGAAAUUUGGAGGGUUGUGGUUACGUAACAUACACACCCAUGAAGACAUAGCACAGCUAGGUUGGUGUCCAGAAGAAUGUCAAGUUACUUCAGCUUAGAAUCAUAAAAUAUCUUGAGGUGGGAGGGACCCACAAGGAUCAUUGAGUCCAACUCCCUGUUCCUCACAGCACUACCUAAAACUAAACCAUAUGACUGAGAGUUGUCCAGGUGCUCCUUGAACUCUGACAGGCUUGGUGCUGUGACCACUUCCUUGGGGUGCCUGUUCCAGUGACCAACCACCCUCUUGGUGAGGAACUUAUUCCUAAUGUCCAGCCUGAACUUUCCCCAAUGCAGCUUUCUUCCAUUCCCUCGUGUCCUAUUGAUGGUCACCAGUGGGAGGAAUCAUCAUCUCCCCCUCCGCUGCCUGCCUCGAGGAAGGUGUAGACUGUGGUGCAGUGCUGGGUGUCAGGAAAACGUGUUGCGUGCUUUUCCCUUGUUGCAUGAUGCUGCAUAAGCAACCAGUGGUUCUGUAUGAGCAAACUGGCCAUGAGCCAUCAUGGCUGAGCAGCUAGUGCUAGUGGUCAAAGCAACGCUGGUGUGAGAUUGGACUGCUGACAAACCUUCCCCUCUGCCUCCCAAAAACAUAAGAGCAAACCCUUGCCCUGUUGAAGUUGGUGAGAUUGUCCAUGCAGGAUCCAAGAAAAGCCUUCAGGAUUUAUGGUAGUGGCUUAUUUCAGGAGUGAGAGAAAGAGACUUGUCUCACCUGUGUAAGAGGCAGGUAAUCUUGGACUCUCCCUGUGGUUAUAGAGGGUCUGCCAUCACCAGAGAGACUUAUUUUCCCUGUUUGAGGAUGUGACAGCUUCCAAAAGGAAGCUUUUGUUUCCUCAAGACUGGAGGAAGCACAAAUGAUUAGUCUGGGCUAGAUGUCUAAAUUCUAGGUAGGGUAAAGGUCAGGAAGAGGAGUAGCUCCCCCUCAUCUAAAUAUCCAGAAGGGUUUUGCAUUUGCUUUGCUCUUAAGUGCCUGUUACAUUUAUUCUUGCUUUUUCUUUUUUUUUUUUUUUUUUUUGUUUGAUCCUAUUUCUUUUUUUAAAAAGUAACAAAUGGAACACCUGCUCAAAGUGAUUUAGAUGAGACUUUUUUUCAGCUCUAUACAUGAAAUUUGUACAGCAGAUCUUUAUAAGGUCUGCGUUUUAGGAUUACAAUUAAUUGUAGAGUAUCCCAAACUGUCUAGCUCUUAGGUUGCAUGUAUGGCGACAGCCACUAUGAUAAGAAGUGGAGUUGCUGGGGAUGAAAAGGCAGAACCAUUACAUGAUUAAAACCAGUAUGACUCCAGCCAGUACUGCAAAGUAUAAACCUGGGUUCUCCUCAGAUCUGAACUGGCUGUUUGAAAUUAUUUCAUAAAUUGGCAUUUUCUCUUGACAGCUGAGUAAAUUGAGACAGACCAGUUAGUACGACUUUGUUGAUGUUCUGAGAACUCAUGAAAUGCUCGUGAUACACAACUGCAGGGCAAGGAAGGGGCAAAUAAUCUGGUGAUAGAAAUUUGGGCCAUCUGCCUGAGGUGGCAGGAUUGGUGUUAUUAAAAUUAAAGAUCCUGUUCUUUUAUCUGGCCCUGCUUGGUUAAUUGGCUAAAAUGAAUAAUUCAUUCUGGAAAAUAUUGGAGUUCUCAUUGCCUUGGUGUGAAAUUUAGCGGGCUGAAGUUUCAAGACUUGCAGGUGGAAAAAGGAUUCUUGCAGUUGAGAAGUCCUGAAUAGCACUCUCCUUAUAAUGUAACAUAUACAUAUUUAUGCGUAUAUAUACACAUACAUACUGUACUGUAUCAACACAUAUAUGUGCUGAGUACUUGUGUUCUUUGGCUUUAACUGGUACUCUGCUUUGUUUAAUUGCAGUUCAAUAUAAAAGACUCUGGCUGAUUAAGCUUCGAAACCCAGCCAUUCCUUGGGUAGAAAUGUAAAAGUCCAUAAGCGAUUCUAGGUGAUUUGGAUAUGAUACACUUGGAGCGAUGUAAAUUUGAUGAAUUUCUGCAAUAUAAGUCCCAGGCCUUGGUGAAGAUGAGCAUAUUCUUGCACUAACACUGCAGUUCUAUAUUGCAGCUUCUGAAAAUUACUUAGAGUAAAAGAGAAAUAGAUUGCCCCACGCUUUGUAAAGUAGUAAGAGCUACUCCCUAAGCAGAACAACCAUACAAUGACUUUCCUAGCUCGAUGUUGUAUUGCUUAAGCAUUGGCUGUAAUUCUAACAAUCAUCUGGUGGUUGACUGGGACAGGUUUUUUUGUCUGUUUCUGUUUUUGUUUUUGACUAUUAUCAAAGAAAUGCUUGUAUUCAGACUGUAGCUUCUCUUUCUCCUCCAGUUAUGAAAUGGUUUAACUUUAUGUUACUAAUAGAAAUAUUUUCUUAAGAUUAUAAUCUGUUUGACAGCACAGGGUACUCAAAGUGGGGAGUGUUUGUCCUUGGUCAUCACUACUGUGGGUGAAUAUGAGAAGGCAGACUGGAGGUGUAUCUUAACAUCCUUACCUCUCUUUAACAAGUGGGUUAAGCUGGUGCCUAAUUUUUUGUGCAUUUCUGAUUCGUACCUUUUUUUUUUUUGUCAUUCCCUCAACAUUUUUCUGCUCCCUGUGGGGGGGACACAUUGGUGAGCAACUAGUGUGUCCAACUUUAAGUAGCCUGCUGUUGUCCCAGUUUGCUUGGGAUGAGUGUUUAUCUUUCAAAGGGCUAGGGGAGUUACCUCUAUUUGCUGACAAUGCAGCCACUUGAGACAGGCAAUGCUGACCACAAAGUUGGCGUGAGGGGUGAGGGCAAGUGGAGGUGGGUCAAUUGAAGGCUGAGGCAUACCAGUUGUGAGUAAAUACUGCCACACUCUUUGUCUUUUUGUUUGUUGGUUUUGGGGUUUUUUUUGUACAUGAAUAAUAAUAAAAAAAAAAAGCAUAUUUUGCACUGGCUCUUGUACUGUUGUGCAGAAGAAAUCUGUAUCUAGAAUCUGUGCUCCAGUCAAAAUGCAAAUAAACCUGUUUGUAAGAA